AUGGGGGUGGUGGUGGGUGCUGACGAUGAGUUGCUGCGGCUGGUGAGCUGUCUAGACACCUGGGUUUGUCGUCGUGCUGCUGCAGCAGAAGCAGCAGCAGCAGAAGCAGCAAACCUACAACAAGACCCAGCAGCAGCAGCAGCAGCAGCAGCAGCAGCAGACAAAGCCGUUGGUAAUCUCGUUCUUACACAACACGGGGCAGCUGGAGACGAAGAAGAAACACCAGCAGCAGCAGCAGCAGCGGGAGCAGCAGCAGCAGGGGGAGCGGGAUCGUGGGGUCGGGGUCGUCUCCCAACAACGCUGCAGGCGCUGUGGGUUUGUGCUGCUCUCGGGGGGCAGCCAACCCGCAGCAGCGACAGCAGGCGGUGGGUGUGGCUAGCUGACCCGCAGCAUCUGCCUGUCUCCUGGCUGCGGAGACAGCUGAAGCUGCUGCUGAAGGCCCUUACAGACCCCAGGCUAGCUACUGCUGCUGCGCUCAAGGAAGAGGCAGAUGCACUGGCGGAGAUGCUGCAGCAGCAGCAGCAGCAGCAGCAGCAGGAGCAGGAGCAGCAGCAGCAGAAAGAAGAAGAAGAAAGGAAAAAGAAACAGAUGCAGAUGGAAAAAGAGAAAAAAAAGAAAAAACAUAAACAUAAACUUAAACACAAACAAAGGAGACACCAACACGACACAGAGACAGACGAGCAGCACGACGCCUCUGAUGCCCCCGAAGGCAGCAGCAGCGGAUGA
Eimeria mitis is the source of this 726-nucleotide messenger RNA. RefSeq lists its product as uncharacterized. The coding region runs from base 1 to 726 and encodes 241 amino acids. Lineage: Eukaryota; Apicomplexa; Conoidasida; Eucoccidiorida; Eimeriidae. The transcript has a single exon. The record is from RefSeq and is a predicted model, not a curated record.